AUGAACAAAAAGAAUUUCGAUCCGACGAAGCACAGGCUCGAGUACCUUCUUCGCCAUGUUGACUAUGAACCCUCAAUCGCGGACUAUCGCUCCCUAGCAGAAGUCAUCGACGGCAUCGCCAGAACAGCCGUGAAUUUCGCCAUCAUUGGCGAGAUUGAUGGCGCUACAAGACUCUUAGAGACCCUUGUCAACAGAGGCGUUGACCUUUUCGAACAUUGCAAAUGCGAGUAUCCAUUUUUGAAGCCUUGCAUGUAUUUUGCAUGGGACGCAACAUCAUCCUGGCCCUCCUGGAUCCCGCAAGAUGAGCGCACCGAAGAAAAGCUUCUUGAGUUAGAAGACGAAGCUCGCAAGCCCUGGCUCGAGCGGUUCAGCGAGGAAUGGGAAGUCACGGAAGAAACCGCCGUGAAGGCUCUCGAUAUGGCCUACAACGGCUUGACAACAGAUCUUCCAGACUGGAAUGGAACUCUUGCAGGACAAGUCUUUAUGGCGGAAAAGCUCCACGCGGAAGGAGAGUUCUCAUACUCUGCAAGUCCAAAUGGGCCCAUGGCGGUCAGGUACAUGAAGAUAGCCAUGUGGUGGCGCCAUGGGAUUUUUCAGUAUCUCUACUUGCAACUCUACCGCACGGCGGGCUUGAUGAUCGCCCUCGAUAUAUAUCUCCGACUGAACCAAGACACCGAGUCUCGAGAGUUAAUGGACAACAUAUGCGAACGGAUCAACGCUUACGAGAUGAUCGAACAACUUGCUUGUUCUCGCCGGGUAUGGAGCAAAGUCAUUCUUAUGCCUCAGCAGCCCAUGCUUGAAAUGCUCAACAUCCACCCCGCCAAAGUCCGCCCAGCUGUUUCUCGCGCUGUGCAGAUGGCUGAACACCGACUAGACAACGGACCAAGACGUCGGUACGCGAAAAAGAGCAUACAGGAGCUCGUUCACAUUAUCAGCAAGAAUACUUUCGAAAAUUGCCCUUACGAUGAUCUAGAUGUCUAUCGUCCGAACGAUAACCUUCGACUCAGACCCGACAACCCUGACGGCCUCCUCCGUCCGGGAUGUUCGCCUUCUAAAAUCAAGGCCUUGGAGAAACGACUAAAGACAACUCUGCCUGGCGAGUACAAAGAGUUCUUGAGCGCAACGAACGGACUCGAAGCGAUUUGGGAUGGUCAGUGUGCGGUACACUACCUAUCCAGUGCUGCAGAAGUUAAGUGGGAACAUGUAGACUUUCUCGAUGGAAAUCCGAUUCCUCUGCUCCUCGAGAGCGAGCCCCAAGCACACGCCGGCAACAUGCUUGACUGGCCCGUGAUAGAAGAAUUACACUGCAUAUCGUUAUCGGGCGGCGGUAGCCAUGACGAGGCAAGCGCAUCCGUCCUCCUCCUUGGUCCAGAGCACAUUCAACCAGCAAAGGACUACUUCUUCUCGACAUAUGAAGAACGAAAUGAGUCGCAGCGUCAGGAGCUGGAUAACCUUGUGCAAGAGACAUACGGUAGUAUGGAGGCUUUCCAAAAGUUGGAAUCCGUAAUCGUGGUUUGGACGGCUUGGAAUUUUACGUUCUAUCCUUUCAAUGGAACCAAAGACUUUUUGGAGACGAUGGCAGAGAUUUCUGUGCAGAAGUAUUGGUAUUGGACUUAUGUGUUUGAGCCAAGAUUUCGGAGGAUGAGGAAUCAGAUUGAACAAGAUGACGAGGGAGAUACUUGA
Messenger RNA from Fusarium coffeatum, 1683 nucleotides. RefSeq lists its product as uncharacterized. Lineage: Eukaryota; Fungi; Ascomycota; Sordariomycetes; Hypocreales; Nectriaceae. The transcript has a single exon. The record is from RefSeq and is a predicted model, not a curated record. The coding region runs from base 1 to 1683 and encodes 560 amino acids.